Messenger RNA from Colletotrichum phormii, 1278 nucleotides. RefSeq lists its product as uncharacterized. Bases 1 to 1278 code for a protein of 425 amino acids. The transcript is spliced from 4 exons. The record is from RefSeq and is a predicted model, not a curated record. Lineage: Eukaryota; Fungi; Ascomycota; Sordariomycetes; Glomerellales; Glomerellaceae.
AUGAGAGUAACGACAGGCGCACUUGUGGCCGGUCUCUGGCUCGGCCGGGUGUCUGCAAUCCACGUGGCUGAUGGUUCACCUUGCGAGACACUAUGCGGCAACGUACUCGACUCGACGACCAAGAAUGACGUUGUUUGCGACGAACAUUCGUACUCCAGCAGCGCGGCUGGCUCUGUAUAUCAGCAGUGCAUAUCUUGCGAGUUGAGCAGUGACUUUGCGACCAGCACCAACGAGACAGAUACGCAAUGGGCAUUGUAUAACCUCAGAUAUGCCGUUUCUUAUUGCGUCUUCGGCUACCCAGAUAACCCGGACGUCGGUUCAAGCCCGUGUCUAACAAGGACUGCGUGUGAGCCGUUGCAAAAUGCCAUCAAGUACAAUGACUUGGCAUCCAAUGCUACCGAGUAUGAGUACUGCGAUGUAUGGGACCAUAACCAGGUCGCCAGUUGUUCAGCAUGUCUUCGCGCAGGAAACAACAACUACCUGACCAACUUUAUCACCAUCUUGGAUGCCGGAUGCGAACAGAAGCCGGUACCUGGUACCACGGUUUCUGUAGAUGGCUCCCCCUUCUCGAAGACUCGUGUCAACAUCACUGAGCCGACACCUACCAACACAUAUGUUUCAAACUACAACAAGGGACCCAUCAGUCUAGGCGGCAUUGUCGGCAUCGCUAUCGGAGGCGCAGUCCUCCUUCUUGCCAUGGCUGGCUUCUGCAUCGUAUGGAACGGCAAGAGGAGACGUAGGGCGUACCUUAAGCAACUCGAGAUGAGGCAGAAGGGCCCGUCCGGAUGGCCAUCGCCGCUGAAUCUUGCCGGUCUCAACGGCACACCACUGAGCCAGCGUCCGCUGCGAAGCUGGGAUGACACGCCACAGAGCCAGGUAUUCCCACGGACCUACGAUGACUCGCCAAUGAGCCCGCAGGGAGAGAACGCGUUUCCGAGAUACUUUUCGCCGUACUCAUCCCAGUACAACAGUCCGGUCAGCGGUACUGAAGCGCCACAUAUGCAGUGGCCGGCCAACCAAGCAGCCCCAAGCAGUCAACAGCAGGAGAUCGGCCUGGCUUUCGGAGGCGACGAUGCGCAGCACGAUUGGCCUGAGGAUAAGGGUAAGGGGAAACCCGAGGCCUAUGAGCUGAGAGAAGUCGACGGCGAUUGGGAGGCGCGGCAGAGGCAUCCCAGCCCGCCAGUCCUUCAACACCCAGCACAUCCGACAUACGCAGAACACAACCCAGCGGCGUACCACGGGAUGACUGAAGAAGAAUUUAGGAGGAGGUACAUUUGA